CACAUUAAACAGCACGACCCCACCUAACAAUGUUGGACGUGAAGUAGUUUACUCACAGCAAGAAUUGAAUCGUGAAUCACCGCAACUCUCCGUUAGAAUAAGAAGAUCUAGAUCGGCAUCAAGAUCACGUAGUUUAUCACCAACACCAUAUUCAAACAGUAGAAGAACAGUGAUGAGGCCACGAAGAAGACGAAGAAAACGUUCGCCGACCCGUAAACGAUCACGAAGGAAAUCACGAUCAUAUUCACGAUCACGCUCACGGUCAUAUUCACCUUCCAGCCGAGGUCGUUCUCCAAAGAGAGAAUCUUCUCACUCAAAGCCAGAUGCAAAUGUUAAGCAGAAGAUUCAUAUCAACCCUCACUUCAAAGGACCACGAGCAAUAUACACAGCAUCGCAUAAAACAUUAAGCGUAUCUCAAACCACAGUUCCAAGCAAAACUGCCACAGUUCCACCCCUGUUCAGCAUGCCACCCCCAAACCUACUUUCACGAAUUCCUCCCCCACCUUUACCCAACAUUCUCAUCCCACCCCCUAAACCCACCACAGAGUCUGUACCCACUUCACUGUCAGCCCCACUUGCCUUUAACCCAAAAAUCCCACCCCCACCCAUUAUCGCACCCCCUAACCCACAGGCACAGCCCCCAAUGGCCCCACCCCCUGUAAAUAUACAACCCCCUAACCCAAGAGUACCACCCCCUUCAUUGCCAAGAGUGCCCCAACCUUUUCCUACUAGACCCCCUAAUUUUACCCCUAACCAAGGUCCCCCACCUACAAAACCACUGGUCCAUAUACAACAUCCCAUUACACAAGGAAUACCCCCAAGUUCGAAUGGACAAGGAAUUUUACCCCUCCCACCAAAUGCCAGGUUAAUUAACCCAACAUUGGGGCAACCACAAGUUCCGCAACCUCAUGAUUCAACAUCUGGUCGAUUGAAACCACCACCUUUAUCCACAAGACCAACCAUUAACUCCAUGCAACCACAAGUACCUUCAUUAGAGGAACAGCAAUCAUACGCAUCAUUAGUGGAGAAGCAAGCCAUGGAGAGAAAGAAAUUUCUUGCAAUGAAAGAAGCAAGAAGAAGGGGAAUAACUGCACCAAAUGAUGUUACACGUAGCUUGAACGAGGGAGACCAGUUGAGUGGUAAAAUUCGAAUCAUUAACUUGUCGAGUACCACAAGACCCGACACUAUUAUGCAGAUGAUGAACAACAUGGGAGCUUUCAAGGAUUUCACAUACGAUGUCACACACAAGUUGGUUACAGCGAAGUUCAUUAACCCCCAACAUGCACAAGACUUCCUUGCAAGAUAUAAUCGGCAACCCGUGGACUCUUCUCCUAUUGUGGUAACACUGGAUAAAUAAGAAGCGGUUAAGUAUAUGGCAACACUGCGACUGUAACUUGUAACGUCACUAGACUUGCUAUCGUGUAAAGAUGUACUUGCUUGAUUUAAGUAAAUAAGUGACUUUGAUUGUAAACAAAAAACACCACUUUUGUUGUUCUACUAUGAAUAUGUAUUAUUAUGUUAAUUAAUUCACGCAGUCUUACAUGUUAAGCCACGAUUUACCUUCAUUUGUCGCUAAUUUCUUGUAAACAGGAUUUGCUGUCCAGCGGAGACAUUAAUUUUAUUCGGACAUUUUGUAGACGCUGUUUUUUUUCACAUUCGCUAGUGUAAUGAACAUUGAUUCCUAACCCCUAUAUAUGGUGGAUAUAUCUAAUAAUACGCUGCAGUGUAUAUACGAGUACAUGUGUUGUAAUUCAUCAUUAAACCUUAUUUUUUACACUCGAAUAAGUAAUAGUAAAACAAAUUUCUGUUUAUGUUACACUGUCUUAAAUAUUUAACUAUUCUGUCUUAAUUUAGAGUAAUCUCCCCUUGUUAUAAUUAGGUUUAAAUUAGAAACACCGUAAAACGUUUUACAUUUGUUUAAAUGUUGUCAAAAUAUUUCGUUACUUGCUGUUUGUAUUCGCCUGCAUAUAUUACCGUAUGAAAACAAAACAAAAAGUAUUUGCUUUCUUUA
Molecule: messenger RNA, 2011 nt
Organism: Ciona intestinalis (vase tunicate)
Lineage: Eukaryota; Metazoa; Chordata; Ascidiacea; Phlebobranchia; Cionidae
Source: RefSeq, a predicted model, not a curated record